CGGGAGCCCUCGCGCCGCGGCCGUUCGCGGGCUCUCGCUGGGCGUAGCCUCCGGCGCAUCAUGGAGGCCGACUCGCCUCCGGCUGCCGACUCCGAGCAAGCCUGGCUUGAGGCCGCCCGGACCUUCGUCGAAGAGACCCUGUGUCCCGCCGGCGCGGAGCCCAAUGCCCAGUUGAGCCAGCUGGUGGUUGACUGUGUGAAGAGCCAGUGGUUGUCCCAGGGGAAGAACCAGGGCUUCCCCCUGCCCCUCAGCUACAGCUUUGUCUCAGUGCAGGACCUCAAGACCCACCAGAACCUCCCGUGCUGCAGCCACCUGUCAUGGAGCAGCAGCACCUACCAGGCUUGGGCGCAAGAGGCUGGACCAAGAGGGACUCCCCUGCCCCGGGAGCGGCUGUUGCUCUUAGGGACACUAACAGACCUAUCAGAGGACUCGGAGCAAGAGUGCCGGAAAGGAGACCUCUAUGUGAAAGACCACACCGGUGUCCUGGGCUGCGAGCUCAUAGAUCUGGACCUUUCGUGGUUGGGCCGUCUCUGUCUGUUUCCCAGUUGGAGCUACCUCCCCCCGCCCAGGUGGAAUUCUUCAGGGGAAGGACACUUGGAGCUCUGGAGUGCUCCGGUGCCGGUGCUCCCCGUGACCAGCAGCCCUGGCUCCCUCAGCCCUCUCUCUGUUCUCUACCCAGAGACCGCCUCCCGCCUGCUCAGGCACAGAGGCAAGCUCCGAGGUGUGCAGCCAAACCUGGCUGGGAAGCUGGUCCGCGUGAGCGCCCUGGUGAGGAGUCAGAAGAAAUCUCACUUUGUCCUGUCCCUGGGCGGGUCCUCGCCAGCUGGCAGCCUCGUGUCCGUUGUUGUGCAGACCCCUGCCCAGCUGGUGUGGCGCCGAGCCCUCCGGCCUGGUGGGUCCUAUGUGCUGACAGCCUUGCGAGUCGUGAGGAUCCGCGGCCACUGCUACCGCGUUUGGACGACCAGUCCCUCCUCCUGUCUGCUGCCGCUGAGACCCGAGUGUGUGCGGGAACUGGAGCUCGAGCUGGACGGACCCCUCUUGGAGGCUGACCCCCCGCCACUCCCUGCGCCCGGCAGCUCCCGGGACGGGGACAGGGAAGCACCUCUUUCCCGGACCUCCACGCUCCUGUCAUAUAGGGGGAAGGUCACUGACGUGCUGAGUCAGCCGGCCGGCCUGUACGAGGUGGACGGGCAGCUGGUGCUCUGCCUCGCCUACCAGCAGUUCCACAGCCUCAGGAAGGUGGUGCGGCCGGGAGUCUCCCUGGAGCUCCAGGACGUCCACCUGCUGCAGUCGGUGGGCGGGGGGAUGACAAGGCCGGUGCUGGCCCCCUGCCUCCACGGUGCAGUCCUGCUCCGGGGCUUCUCCUGCCAGAAGCCCGAGACUCCUUUGUUCCACCAGGCCCAGGGGGCCUCCCUGUAUGAGCAGCUAGUGUGGGAGCGCCAGCUAGGACUCCCCCUGUACCUGUGGGCCACCAAGGCGCUGGAGGAGCUGGCUUGCAAGCUGUGCCCCCACGUGCUGAGACACCACCAGCUCCUGCAGCACUCCUGUCCCGGGAAUCCCAGCCCGGGGCUGCAGCUUCUGGCCCCCGUCCUGGAUGUCCUGGCCCCGCUGGGCAGCAGCCGCCGCAAUGCCCACAAGGAGAUCCUCGAGGAUCCGCAUCACUGUCCCCUGCAGAAGUACGUGCGGCUGCAGACCCCCUGCUCUUUCCCCACUCUGGCCACCCUGAAAGACCAAGGCCGCUGCAGGGCCUGGGCCUCCUUUGACGCGAAGACCCUCCUGCCCCUCCCGGAGGCUUCUCACCUGACCAGCGGCGAGCUCAACCAGCGUCUGUCGUGGUCCUGGCUCUCCCUGCUGCCCUCCACCUUCCACCCGCCCCAGAUCUUAACUGGGCUUCUGGCAGCUUCCUCUCACAAAGGCUGCCUGCAGCUCCGGGACAGAAGCGGCUCCCUUCCCUGCCUCAUCCUGGCUACGCACUCCCAGCCCAUCAGGGACACCCGGCUCAUAGGCUGCUUGGUGCGGACAGAGAAGUUCCAGGUGAUCAUAGAGAGGAACAUCAGGACCACCUUCCCUUCCUAUAAGGAGCUGGGCAUGACGGGCUUCGUCCAGAAGCAGCAGGCCAGAGUCUAUAUCCAGUUCUUCCUGGCCGACGCCCUCAUCCUGCCGGUGCCGAGGCCCCUGCUUCUCUCAGCCGCCUCCCUCGUGCCUUCUCAGACAGAGCCCGCCGCCCCGGACGGCGUCCCCACGGAACAGAGCCGACUGUUCUUGCUGUCCCACAAGGAGGCACUGAUGAAGAGGAACUUCUGCAUCCCCCCAGGGGCUAGUCCAGAGGUGCCCAAGCCCGUCCUCAGCUUCUGCGUAUCGGGGCGCUGGCUUGGGGGCACCCAGAGGAAGGAGGGCACUGCGUGGGGCCCACCUGAGCCCAGCGGAGAUGAGAGCAAGGAUCAGAAGGUCCUCUUACUCUUCCGUGGCUCCUCCAUCCGCUGGUUCGAGUUCGUGCACCCGGGUCAAGUGUACCGACUGGUGGCUCCUGGCCCUCCCACACCGCUGCUGUUCGAGGAGGGUGGGCCAUCCUGCGUCGCGCAGCGCCCUCUGGAGCUGGCUGGCUGCGCGUCCUGCCUCACUGUCCCGGACGAGUGGACGCUGGAGCUGGAGAGCAGCCGGGACCUCCCCGCCGUGCCGGACGCCAGCCAGGCCCUGCCCGAGUCCUCGCUGGCCGAGCUGCUCAGUGGCGACCACACCAAUUCCCUGGUGUCCUUCUCAGCCGAGGUUUUGUCACGGACCCUGUGUGAGCCGUUCCCCGCCCCUUUCUGGACAAGGCCUGCCAGUGCCCGGACCUCCAGAGGGUGUGUGAGGCUGACUGUAGCUGUGCGGGCCGCUGACUGCCCGUUCCCCCCUCACCUGGACGUCUACAUCAAAGACCCACACCUGCCCCCGCCGCUGGGCCUCCUGCCGGGAGCCCGAGUCUACUUCGGGCAGCUGGAGAGAAAGAUUGCCAGAUCCCACAAUGUUUACUGUUGUUUCCGGCCGUCCACUUACCUGCAGGUCCUGAGCUUCCCCCCGGAGAGCGCCAUCAGUGUGCCGCUGCCCCGCAUCUUCCUCGCUGAACUGCUGCAGGGGCGCCGGGCCCCGUUCCAGGCCACCGCCUCUUGCCACAUCGUUUCUGUCUUCAGCCUUCAGCUCCUGUGGGUUUGUGCUCACUGCACCAGUCUGUGCCCCCAGGGGAAGUGCACUCGCCAGGGCGCCACCUGCCCCACACAGACGUGUGUAAGCCAGGCCAGCAUCAGGCUCCUGGUGGAGGACGGCACUGCCGAGGCUUUGGUCACCUGUCGGAAUCAUCACGUGGCGACGGCAUUAGGGCUCUGCCCUAGUGAGUGGACCUCGCUCCUGGAGUGUGUCCGAGGGCCAGGGAAGGUGGCCUUGCAAUUUACAGGUCCUGGAGCCCAGGUGGAGUCCUCAGCCAAGAUUGAUGAGCCCUUGGUCCUCUUCCUCCGGACGCUUUGUACCAGCUUUUCUGUCCUCCGCCCUGUUGUGCUUUCUUUUGAGCUUGAGAGGAAAUCCUCCGUCCUCACUGUGCCGGAACCUCCUCGGCUGCAGCGCUUCCAGUGCGGGGAGCUGACUCUCCUGACUCGUGUGAAUCCCCGGAUCCGGCUGUCCUGCCUUUCCAUCCAGGAGCCCAAGCACCCCAGCUCCCUGGGAGCCUUUUCUUUAUCCUGCUAAUGGGGACUGCAUGGUGGCUGGAAAGUCCUUCCGGCAGGGAGGCCCCGAAGCCCCUGCCCAUCUCCUCCCCCUUGUCCCCUUACCCGUUCUGUGAUCACACCAGGACCCCAGGUCCCCGAUUUCACAAACUGCUGUCCUUCCGCAGUUUCCUAUUUGGUGUCACCCUGCCUCGAAAUUGUUGAAAUGGGCAAAUCCUGGCACUGUUGACAUUUCCCCUCUGGUGGGGGUCAAGCCAUUGGCCCUGACGGGUGGCCCUGCGCACCUGGGCUCUGCCUUUGUGGGGGCGUUUGUGAUAGGCCCUUGGCCUGCAAUAAAGCUGGUGAUGUUUCUCA
This is a messenger RNA of Suricata suricatta (meerkat), 4049 nucleotides long. RefSeq names its product CST telomere replication complex component 1 (gene CTC1). The transcript is spliced from 23 exons. Gene Ontology annotation, molecular function: single-stranded DNA binding; telomeric repeat DNA binding. Gene Ontology annotation, biological process: positive regulation of DNA replication; telomere maintenance via telomere lengthening. The record is from RefSeq and is a predicted model, not a curated record. The coding region runs from base 61 to 3717 and encodes 1218 amino acids. NCBI's taxonomy places the organism in Eukaryota, Metazoa, Chordata, Mammalia, Carnivora, Herpestidae. Gene Ontology annotation, cellular component: CST complex.